UGUGGAGUUUCUAAUUAACAAACCUCGAAUUUUUUAAGACAUUCUGCUUUUAAGAUUUAACACAUGAUAUCAGUGGACGAAGAGGAGAUAGAUGAGGCUGUCCAGCAGUAUUCCACCGACACCACCUGGAGCUGGACCCGUCAGACCAUGAACUACGUGGGUCAGCUUGCAGGCCAGGUGUUUGUCCAGGUCAAAGAGCUGUACCGAGGACUUAACCCUGCAACGCUUUCUGGCUGCAUCGACGUCAUCGUGGUGAGACAGCCGGAUGGCUCCCUGCAUUGCUCACCUUUCCAUGUUCGCUUCGGCAAAAUGGGAGUCCUCCGUUCCAGAGAGAAAGUGGUGGACAUUGAAAUCAAUGGAGAAUCGGUGGAUCUUCAUAUGAAGCUUGGCGAUAACGGAGAGGCCUUUUUUGUGCAAGAAACCGAAAACGAUCAGGAAGUAGUUCCCUCCUAUCUGGCUACCUCUCCCAUCUUGUCAGACGCUGCCUUUUCAAUGAGCUCCCCUCUGAUGGGGAAGAGCACCGGACCUCCUAUACAGACCCUGUGCCCCUUAGGGAGCAAUGGCGAGAGCAGUGGGGCGAUAAAAAAGAGGAGGAAAAGGAGGAGAAAGAGUCGGGCAGACAGCGCAAGGAGGGGAGAGAGUGGAGACUACUCGGCUGAUGAAGACAUGUUUUCAAUAGACAUCAGUUCUGAUGAAGAGACGGAAAUGGAGAGCGGCAGAUCUUUAUCAAGGGACGCGUUGAGAGAGGAAACAGGAGCAGUUUCAGGCAAAUGUUCUUUCAAACAGGCUGGGAUCCACACUCGUUCAGAUGGAGACUGGAGCCCAAUCCACAGCCGGGACAACUCUCGCCCCACCUCUCCAAAGAGCGACUCAGAGCUGAUCACCAAUCUAUCAGAUGCACAUAGUCAGAAUCCAGCCAUGCACUGGGCGUGGGGAGAGCUGCCUCAGGCUGCUGCGCCUUCGUUUCUUUCACUGAAGGCUGCUGCGCCACGUCCUUAUCCUGUAUCCAUUCCCAUGUCCGAAAAUACACAUUUCCGAGCGAUCCCUCAUCAAGCACCAUCAGACCAACCAUGCUCUAAAAUACAAGCUCCCAGUCUGCUGACUGAAGAGGAGACAGAAGUCAAAAAGGAAAAGGCGGUCAGAGUCAGGAUGGAGUCUGAAUCCAUUAGGAUGGAGGCCCAGAUAUCAGCUUCAGAGACGCAGAUGACUGCAUCUGGAGGGUCGGGAAUGCAGAGGGUGACUGAAACAGAGGAAACAGUUGCUUGCACAUCCACUAAAACAGAUUCUCCGUCAAAGAAAAAAGACAAAAGGAGCCGCCAUCUUGGUUCUGAUGGAAUUUACUUGGACGACAUCACAGAGUUGGAGCCGGAGGUGGCUGCCCUAUAUUUCCCUAAAAGUGAGAGCUCGUCCACCAUGAGAAGUAUCUCUGAUCCGGGGCUUCACAGCACCAGUUUGUCCCCACAGUCUAUGAGCUCAGGGGGAGACAGCGGUGUGGACAGCUACUGUGACCCCAUGUCUGACCUGCCAUCUAUGGCCAUCUCUCUGUGUGGGGGGCUCACUGACAACAAGGAGAUUACUAAAGAGCAAUUCUAUGAUAAAAUCAUCUCCUAUCAACAGUUUGCUGAAAACCCUUCCAUCAUAGAUGAUCCAAACCUGGUGGUUAAAAUCGGCACAAAGUACUAUAAUUGGAGCACGGCGGCUCCACUCGUGCUCGCCAUGCAAGCCUUUCAGAAACCUCUGCCAAAGGCCACAGUGGAGAACAUCAUGAAGGAGAAAAUGCCCAGGAAAGGAGGGAGGUGGUGGUUCUCCUGGCGAGGCAGAAAUAACCAGAAAUCAGAGUCCGUCGCUGAAUGUGGGGCGUGUGGUACUACUGAGCAAGUUGGAAUAAUGAAAAGCAGGCUUAAAGAAGAGACAUCAUCUAGUGAUGAAGAUCACAUUGCAACCAUGCAAAGCUCUCCCAUCAUCCAAUCAGAACCUGGGGUCUCUUCAAGGGGUGUGUCUUACAAGAAAACGCUCCGCCUCACAUCAGAGCAGCUGCUGUCACUUCAACUUCAGGACGGUCCUAAUGAUGUUGUGUUUAGUGUGACCACUCAGUACCAGGGAACCUGUCGCUGUCAGGGAACCAUCUACCUCUGGAACUGGGAUGACAAGAUCAUCAUAUCUGAUAUAGACGGAACCAUUACCAGGUCCGACACAUUGGGUCACAUCCUACCAACACUUGGGAAAGACUGGACUCACCAGGGAAUCGCACAACUUUACCACAAAGUCAGCCAGUGAGCCCCUUUCUUUCUAACUAAAUCCUUCAUCUCUAUAUCAAGGGGAGUGGCUGCCUAGUGGUUAGGGAAUUGCACUGGGAAUCCAGAAGUUCUGAGUUAAAGCCCCACUCCCACAGACUGCCACUCUGGGUCCCUGAGCAAGACCCUUAACCCCACACUGCUCCCCGGGUGCCGCACAAUGGCAGCCCACUGCUCCGCA
Messenger RNA from Cyprinodon variegatus (sheepshead minnow), 2475 nucleotides. Its product is annotated as phosphatidate phosphatase LPIN1-like. The transcript has 16 exons. The record is from RefSeq and is a predicted model, not a curated record. Gene Ontology annotation, cellular component: mitochondrial outer membrane; nucleus. The coding region runs from base 64 to 2277 and encodes 737 amino acids. Lineage: Eukaryota; Metazoa; Chordata; Actinopteri; Cyprinodontiformes; Cyprinodontidae. Gene Ontology annotation, biological process: cellular response to insulin stimulus; positive regulation of transcription by RNA polymerase II; fatty acid catabolic process. Gene Ontology annotation, molecular function: phosphatidate phosphatase activity; transcription coactivator activity.